AUGCGACUCUUAACAUUCACCAUUGUGUACUUCUUCAGUCAACUGUUCAUAUCGAUUGGCGCAGUAGUUAAUGGAGAUGACUCCACAUCUAACACAUUUCCUGUCAAUCUUGAUUGGAGAACCAGAGGUGUUAUUGCACCUAUAUAUAGUCAAGGACAAUCGCCCUACGUUGCUGCCAUCACCAUGGUUGAAACUAUCGAGAGUCUUUAUGCAAUCGAAACUGGAAAUCUCACGCGUGGAAGUGUAGCACGUGUCAUCGAUUGUUGUCCAAAGUUCAUCGUCGAUUUUGAAUGCAUUGUGAGACUGGGUGGAAUAUGUCGUGAUUCAGAUUAUCCCACCGCACGUGGCACCUGCGAACCGAAUGCUUGCGUUCCAUUUGCAACAUUCGAAAAACUGAUUGUUUUUCGCGGAUUGGACGAUGAACAACUGGUACCUCUCAUUCAAAACGCAACGCUACUUGUCAGUGUCGAUGCAGCAAGUAUUAGAUUUAUGGAAUACCAGAACGGAAUAUUCCAAGACCAGACUUGCUCGUCGACAACCAUCGAUCAUCUACUCCAACUGGUCGGUUACGGUCAAAGUGAGACGGGUGAACCAUUCUGGAUUGCUAAAAAUAGUUGGGGUGAGAGUUGGGGUGACAAUGGAUAUAUUCGAAUUCUUCGCGGCAAAAAUAUAUGUGGCAUUGCUACACAAAGCAUUGUACGUUUAGUCAUCGGAUUAUGA
This is a messenger RNA of Rotaria sordida, 720 nucleotides long. The record is from the annotation of a GenBank genome assembly. Lineage: Eukaryota; Metazoa; Rotifera; Eurotatoria; Philodinida; Philodinidae.